Lates calcarifer (barramundi perch) is the source of this 4581-nucleotide messenger RNA. RefSeq names its product lamin-A. The transcript is spliced from 14 exons. Bases 412 to 2361 code for a protein of 649 amino acids. The record is from RefSeq and is a predicted model, not a curated record. NCBI's taxonomy places the organism in Eukaryota, Metazoa, Chordata, Actinopteri, Centropomidae.
GAAUGCCGUGAGGGCAGAAAGAGAGAAAGAGAAAGACGGGGAGUGAAGGGAAUGAGGCAAUGACGGGAAGAAAAGUGACUGCUAACCCCUUGUUCAGUACUUGUCUUGUCUGCAUUAGGUACAUGCAGUGAGCGACAGCUAGGAAAGCAGUUCAGGGCACGAGCCAAAGGCACACACACCCACCAGCAGAGACCAAGACUGCAUUAUUCAGCGGAUCCUCUUCUCUACACUCCUCUGGGGUACGGCACACAAACUCACAGCAGCUUACACACACUCACACCAGCAGACAAACUUCCAGAAAGGUCCUGUGCACUCACAGUUAGUCCCUUCAGCAGGCUGCAGUCGAGAGGUUCUCACACUGCCGAGCCAGUGACUCAACCCUUCUGCACCUCUUGCUGAGCCAUUAUUGCCAUGGAAACCCCAGCCCAGAAACGCACCAGCCAUGGUGUCAAGGCCACCAUCUCGCCGGCCCGCAUCACCAGGCUGCAAGAGAAGGAGGACCUGUCCAACCUCAAUGACCGCCUGGCUGUGUACAUUGAAAAGGUACGCUCACUGGAGGCGGAGAAUGCCGGGCUGCGGCUGCGCAUCACCGAGUCUGAGUCCGUGGUCAGCCGCGACCUGUCGGGCAUGAAGGCAGCCUACGAGACAGAGCUGGCUGACGCCCGCAAGACCCUGGACCAGGUGGCCAAGGAGCGAGCUCGUCUGCAGCUGGAGCUGGGCAAGAUCAGGGAGGAGCACAAGGAGCUCAAAGCCAGGAACAGUAAGAAGGAGUCUGACCUGGAGGCGGCUCUGGCCAGACUGAAGGACCUGGAGGCCCUGCUCAACUCUAAAGAUGCUGCCCUCACCACUGCCUUGGGGGAGAAGCGAACCCUGGAGGCUGAGGUCAAGGACCUCAAGGCUCAACUGGCCAGGUUGGACGGUAACUUAGCCGAUGCCAAGAGGCAGCUACAGGAUGAGAUGCUGAGGAGAGUGGACGCAGAGAACCGCCUGCAGACCCUGAAGGAGGAGCUGGAGUUCCAGAGGAACAUCCACAACGAGGAGCUACGUGAGUCCAGAAGUCGAUAUGAUGCUCGUAUGGUGGAGAUUGACCAUGGACGGCAGCAGGAGUUUGAGAGCAAACUGGCUGAGGCUCUUGCUGACUUGAGGGCCCAGCACGAGGCACAGGUCAUGCUCUACAAGGAGGAGCUUGAGAAGACCUACCAGUCUAAGUUGGACAACGCCCGUCAGUCAGCUGACAGGAACAGCCACUUGGUGGGAGCCGCCCAUGAAGAGCUGCAGCAGACCCGUUUUCGAUUGGAGGGCAUGUCAGGCCAGCUCAGCCAGCUGCAGAAACAGCUGGCGGCAAGCGAGACCAAGGUGCGGGAGCUGGAGGAGGCUAUGGCACGGGAACGGGACCUGAUGAGGCGGCGGCUGGAGGAUAAAGAGCGGGAGAUGGCUGAAAUCCGAGCCCGGAUGCAGCAGCAGCUGGACGACUACCAGGAGCUGCUGGACAUCAAACUGGCCCUGGAUAUGGAGAUUAAUGCUUAUAGGAAGCUGCUGGAGGGAGAGGAGGAGAGGCUGCGUCUGUCACCCAGCCCUCCACCCACCAAGGUCACUGUUACACGGACCUCCGGCUCAGGCCACGCCCACACCAGCCGCCUGCUCCAGUCCGCAGCCACCGCUUCCAGCAGCCGCAACUCCUCCGGCACGGGCAGCACCAAGAAGCGCCGCCUCAAUGACAACGACAGCGAGACCUCCAGCCUGGCAGGUGGCACUGUGACUAAGACUCGCAUUAGUCAGCACGCCUCAGCCAGUGGCCGCAUCACUGUGGAUGAGGUUGACCUGGAGGGCAAGUACAUCCGUCUCAGCAACAAGGCCGACGAGGAUCAACCACUGGGCAACUGGCAGCUGAAGAGACAAGUUGGGAGCGGCUCUCCCAUUGCCUACAAGUUUCCCCCGAAGUUCACCCUGAAGGCUGGAGGAACUGUGACUAUCUGGGCUGCAUCUGGCGGUGGAAGCCACAACCCUCCCACUGACCUGGUAUGGAAGACCCAGAACUCUUGGGGCACCGGCGACCUCCUGCAGACCACCCUUAUCAGCGCCAACGGAGAGGAAAUGGCCAUGAGGAAAGUUACACGCACCCUGUUCCAUGAUGAUGAAGAUGACGACAUGGGAGCUCACAGCACGAGCGGCGCAGAGAACGAGUACAACCUGCGGAGCCGCACGGUGAUCUGCGACUCCUGCGGGCAGCCGUCAGAACGCGGCUCAGGUGUUUGCAGCAGCGGGGGUCUACCUGAAGGCCUCAUGGGACAUUCCUUCUUCAUGGGGACCAACGAGCCCAGACAGGGUCGUGCCAAGCCGGAGAACUGCUCCAUCAUGUAAAAACCAGACAGCACCUCACCUGAACCCACUGCCUCCUGUAGCCCACAUAGGAGAGUAAUUUUCUACCAUUGGGACGUUUGUCUUUAUUUUUUUAUAUGAUCUUGUCUUAUUUUGUAUUCAGAUUAAUCUGCAGGUUAGAUUUGCUUCGAGGUUUUGGCAAAGGGCACAGGAUUUUCAUAUUCGGCUUUUGAGUUUUUAUAUGCAAGUUAUGUUAUUGCAUGUGUGCCGUUCUAUUGCUUGUACUGUAAUCUGCUCCGCUUGCACACUCACACACACAGAGCUCCAUUGACCAGUGCUUGUGCUUCGAUCCAAGCUGGGGUUUCACAUUUAAUGGCCAGGCUGUCAACACUCAACACGCACAGCUAGUGAACCCUGUCAGGAAUUAGUCUCUACAGCCAUACAGACAACAGGGAAAUGAAUCCUGUGGGGUUUGUUAAUCAUGUUUAUCUCCCUUCAAAUAGAGCAAAUCUUUAUUUAAAGAUGUUGGUUAUGUUUACAGUUGAAAUUUAUUUGCCUUGGUUUUUUGAAACCAUACUGUGCUAUCCUCAUAUGCUGCAGAGAAAGUAAACUAGCUAGGGUUCUUUCUUGAAGAUCGUCCAAAGAAAGCCAAAGAACUGUAAGCUCAGGGUGUACAGCAGGAUUUUAUUCACCUUAGCCUUAAACAAACAUGUUGUAGGACAUUUUCCAUGUGGAUUUAGCUCAUAUGGUUGGGCAGCUGUGGUGCACACAGAGAAAAUAAUUGUUUGAGAUGAAUAUAUUUUUUUCUUCAAUUCACAGCCUGACCCCAGAGAAAUGUAUUUGGUUAUUUGAAAGUCUGGAAAUAAGGAAUUAUUGUUGUUGCUGGAUGAGUUGAAUGUACUCGGUUAAAUGAGUCACUACAGUGUCUCAGCUACAUGUACAUUUAAAUGUGUUGUCUCAUUAUUUUUAAGUAAUUCCAAAGGUGUUUUGUCAUGAUGAUAGAACGAUGUAGAAUUUGUCUGCCUGGGGAAAUAUCAGGAGUAGGUACUAUAUUUAGAGUCUUCUUUACUAACAGAUUUGGUGCCAUAUAUAUAGUAUAUAUUUAUAGAAAUUCUCAGCUUAUUGAAACAAAUCAGCACUACUAAUAGAGAACAGUUGCUGCUAUUUAGAGAGUGAAACAAGGUUUUUUUUUACAGAUUGAAAAUCCAAAAGGGCCUUCAGAGGACAGAAAAAACAUCAACAAUCACUGCUCUUUGCUCACAUGUCUCGUAUCGCAGUCUUGUGACUGUCAGCCGUCCUCUGGUUUGUGUGGCUCCUAAAACCUGGUCAUAAGGGCUUUUUUCCCCCCUUUUCCUCUAAGCUUACUGGCUUUGCAAAUCCUCAGGCAUGAUUCUGGGAUCUGAAUAAGACUGUGGGGUUUGUAUACUUUGUGACUUUGGCUGCUUUUGCACUGCUUUUAUUCAGGGCUUUGCCAGUUAUGCACAGCAGGUAGAUUUAUACUGUAGUCUGGCAGCUUAACUCAUUUAUACUCCAGAGAAAAGCAUAUCAAAGCAUUUAUGGAAAAUACUUGAUAGCUGUGUUUGGAAUUUUUUUGUUUUUGUUGUACUUAAUAGAUGGUAUCUCUGCCAUAUUAGAUUCUUUUUUUCUUUGCCUUGAGUAGAUGUCUAAUUUUUAACAUUAUGAUCCCCAAGUGCCUUAAAAAGUCCAAGACAAUCUUUAAAGAGAUCCAAAGUUGUUGACAUAUUUGGCCUCUGUGACACAGAUUUUCAGCUGACACAGACCGUAGUAUUUGUCUCAUAUGUACAUGUAAUUGUGUACUUUUGUGUACUAUUUGUACUAGAAGAGUUCAUGUGAAGGGUGUGGUUUUUUCAGAGGCCUGUCUGACUGACUAAAAAAUAUUAAAAACUCUUUAACAUUUGUAUGCAAUGUUAGUUCAAGUUAAUGAAGGCACACCAACUCAGAUUCAAACCACAGAUGUGUUGGAUGCAACUAAAACACUUGACAGGCCUUUGUAAAAUCCUGAACCCUCAUGAGGCCUCAUUUGAAGAACUUGAAGAUUUAAAAUGUAACCAAAAGGGAUUUCUCGUUGUAAGUGUUAAACGCCAAAGUCGCAAUUAGCUUAUAGUGGGAUUUGUGUCAGAUUAAUCAUAAUGAUGCUGUUAACAUGAUGAAAAAGCCAUGCAUUCAGUUGAUGCAAUGAAUGUUUUUUUUUCUGUUUAGUUCUUUUCUAAAAUAAUGCUGAGUAAAACCUUUUUUUCCAGA